UGAGUCAUAUAUUUAUUAUCAUUAUUAUUAUUAUUAUUUUAGAUUUCACUCUCCUCACCUCUGCGUCUGAAACUUAAGAGCGACGCGUUCACGUCUGCCCGGAAAGAAGAGCCUGUUUUUUUUUUUUUGGUUUUUUUUUCAUGAACGAGAAGGACUGCACGAGAGGCGCAAAUCACCGCCGAGCUGCUGACCGACGGUGAUCAUAAACAUGUGACCGCUGAAUGGUCGCACAGUUACUGCUACCCCUGCCGGGAUUAUACACAGCGUAGGUCUCUGCUUCAUCUCUCUGAUAACUGCUGAGAGGAGGAAGAUGGACGCCAAGGACCAAGGUGCUCAGAUUGAGCCGCUGCUGCCCACGGUCAGUUCUUCCUUUACUUCAUCAGUUGGCUGCAGAAGUUUGAGGAGUGAUGACGAGGCCGUGGUGGACAGAGGAGGAACACGAUCCCAACAGGGAACCAACUUUGAGAAGGAAGAUCUUGAAGGCCACAGGACUCUCUACAUCGGGGUUCACGUCCCCUUGGGCAGCACAAGGCAUCGCAGUCAUCGCAGGCAUCGUCACCAUGGAAACAAACACAAGAAGAGGAACACUGAACGGGCCCCAACCUUGGUGGAGGGUAGAGAGUCUCCUGUCUACGACACUCCCUCCCAGAGAGUGCAGUUCCUGCUGGGCACCGAGGAUGAUGAUGAGGAGCAUAUUCCCCAUGACCUCUUCACAGAGAUGGAUGAAAUCUGUGUGAGGGAUGGAGAGGACUCUGAGUGGAGGGAAAGUGCCAGGUGGCUGAAGUUCGAGGAGGAUGUUGAGGAUGGAGGAGAGCGAUGGAGUAAACCCUACGUAGCCACUCUGUCUCUACACAGCCUGUUUGAGCUGCGAAGCUGCAUCAUCAACAGCACUGUGCUGCUCGACAUGAGGGCUAAUACCAUUGAGGAGAUUGCAGAUAUGGUGUUGGACCACCAGGAGUUAUACUCUCCCCUGGGAGAUGAGCUCAGGAAGAAAGUGCGGGAAACACUGCUGAAGCAGCACCAUCACCAGAACCAGAAGAAGCUAGCUAAUCGUCUGCCAAUUGUACGCUCCCUUGCUGACAUGGGUCGACGGGCAUCGGAGCUCCACCUGGACAAGAGUGCCCCACUGAAGUCAACAGAUCAGAUGACGUCCUCCCAGUCUCACUUAGCGAGCCCAGACGGGAAAGGGGAUGGCAGUAGAGAGAUCAGUGCUGUGGACUUCAGCAAGAUAGACCUUCAUUUCAUGAAGAAGAUCCCGGCAGGAGCCGAGGCUUGUAACGUCUUGGUGGGAGAGCUUGAAUUUCUGAACAAGCCGGUGGUGGCGUUUGUCCGUCUUUCACCGGCGGUCCUGCUCAGCGGGCUGGCAGAGGUCCCCAUCGCCACAAGGUUUCUGUUUAUUCUUUUAGGGCCCUUGGGUAGAGCACCUCAGUACCAUGAGAUUGGAAGGUCCAUCGCAACACUCAUGACUGAUGAGGUUUUCCACGAUGUUGCCUAUAAAGCUAAAGACCGCAAUGAUCUCAUCGCCGGGAUCGAUGAAUUCCUCGAUCAAGUGACAGUCCUGCCUCCAGGAGAGUGGGACCCAUCCAUAAGGAUAGAGCCGCCAAAAAAUGUACCUUCGCAGGAAAAGAGGAAGAAAAGUAACAUUUUACCCAACGGAUUGGUAGAAGGUGAUGAGGAAGAGGAGCAAGAUGGCCACGGGGGUCCAGAACUGCAGCGUACCGGAAGGUGGUUUGGUGGUCUCAUACUAGACAUCAAGCGCAAGGUACCCCACUACCUGUCCGACUACACUGAUGCUUUUAGUUUACAGUGUGUGGCCUCUUUCCUCUUCCUCUACUGUGCCUGCAUGUCCCCUGUCAUCACCUUUGGAGGACUACUGGGCGAGGCAACAGAAGGACGCAUAAGUGCAAUUGAGUCGCUGUUUGGAGCCUCAUUGACUGGAAUAGCCUAUUCCCUGUUUGCUGGGCAGCCCCUCACCAUUCUGGGUAGCACAGGGCCAGUGCUUGUGUUUGAAAAAAUCUUGUUCAAAUUCUGCAAGGAGUAUGGCUUGUCCUAUCUGUCUCUGAGAGCCUGUAUCGGUCUGUGGACAGCUUUCCUAUGUAUCAUGCUGGUGGCUACAGAUGCCAGUUCCCUUGUUUGUUACAUCACACGUUUUACAGAGGAAGCUUUCGCUUCCCUCAUCUGCAUCAUCUUCAUCUAUGAGGCCUUGGAGAAACUCAUCCACCUGGGAGACCACUAUCCCUUCAAUAAGAACAACAACCUGGACAAGCUCACCAUGUACUCAUGUUCAUGCGUUGAGCCUUCUGACCCCACCAAUGGUACCCUGAAGUAUUGGGAGAUCAACAAUGUCACUGCCUCGGAAAUUUACUGGGAAGCCCUGGAGGUCAAGGAUUGUAUUGAAAAGCGCGGGGAGUUUGUGGGUAGCGCCUGCGGCCCUCAUGGACCCUACGUCCCCGAUGUCCUCUUCUGGUGUGUCAUUCUCUUCUUUUCCACCGUCAUCAUGUCAGCUUUCCUCAAGGAGUUCAAGUUCAGCAAUUAUUUUCCCACGAAGGUGAGGUGCAUCAUCAGUGACUUUGCUGUUUUCUUCACCAUCCUUACCAUGGUCUUAGUCGACUAUGCGUUAGGGAUCCCCUCUCCAAAACUAAAGGUUCCGAGUGUGUUUAAGGUGAGCCAGUCCACAAAAGAAACUGUUUACCAGAUUUUAUCAGCAAAUUGCAAAGUGACAUUUUUCAACAAACUGCUAAUUUUGUCUAACCAACAACAAUCUUUGCCUUCUUUUUUAAACCAGCCAACCAGAGAUGAUCGAGGUUGGAUUGUUAGCCCACUGGGACCCAACCCCUGGUGGACCGUUGUUAUUACGGUUGUCCCAGCUCUGCUUUGUACCAUCCUCAUCUUCAUGGACCAGCAAAUCACAGCUGUCAUCAUCAACAGGAAAGAGCACAAACUCAAGAAAGGUUGUGGCUACCACCUGGAUCUGUUCAUGGUGGGCGUGAUGCUUGGUGUGUGCUCUGUGAUGGGCUUGCCCUGGUUCGUUGCAGCCACCGUCCUCUCCAUCACCCACGUCAACAGCUUGAAGCUCGAGUCAGAGUGCUCGGCUCCUGGGGAGCAGCCCAAGUUCCUCGGCAUCAGAGAGCAGCGCUUCACAGGCCUCAUGAUCUUCGCCCUCAUGGGUUGCUCUGUCUUCAUGACAUCGGUGCUGAAGUACAUUCCUAUGCCUGUGUUGUAUGGAGUAUUCCUGUACAUGGGAGCAUCUUCUCUCAAAGGCAUUCAGUUCUUCGAUCGUUUGACGCUGUUCGGUAUGCCAGCUAAGCACCAGCCAGACUUCAUCUAUCUACGACAUGUACCCCUGAGGAAGGUGCAUCUCUUCACCAUCAUCCAGCUGAGCUGUUUGAUUCUGCUCUGGGUCAUCAAGACCUCCAAGGCUGCCAUCGUCUUUCCCAUGAUGGUAUUGGCUCUGGUGUUCAUCAGGAAGCUAAUGGACUGUAUCUUUACCAAGAGAGAGCUGAGCUGGCUGGAUGACCUCAUGCCAGAGAGCAAGAAGAAGAAGCUUGAAGAUGCAGAGGAGGAGGAGGAAGAGGAGGAGGAGCAGAGUAUGGUGGCAGAAGAUGGGGGAGUGCAAGUGCCAUUAGAAGGGUACAAAGGGAUACCCAUCAUCAAUAUCACAGAUGAAAUGUCAAAAGGUUCCUUUGGAAACACUUGGAACGCCAACAGCUGAGAUGUUUGAGAAAGAACCAAGACGUCAAAAUGUACAUGCAUAUACAGGACACGUGCUCAUAGCUUUUUGGUGUUAUGUUGAAGAUAUGAAGAUACAUUGAAAACAUUUCUUAUUAUAAAUUACAAAAGCGACAUCCUUUUGAUAUACUGACAACCUCAAAAACGAAAAAAGAAAAUGAAAAUCUGAAGAUGAUGCUGUGGUCGGCACUACAGGUGGGCAAGUAGUUCAAGUAAAUAUUUAAAUGAGGAAAUGGAGCUACAGGAGUAUUUAUCUGCAAGGUUGGCUGCCAUUACCAACUCAUUGAAUAUUUGGCUUCUUGUAGUGACAGAAUGUAGCUGUUUAAAUGUAUAGAAAUCUUUAUAGGAAGCAAUUGGUCUUUGCAAAAGUCAGGCACAUCUUUUUUCUUCGCACAAAUAAAAAAUCACUCUGUACAUGCUUCAAAAAUACUCCCCGUUAAUGUGCGUUUCAUGCACUAAAACGGUCCAAAGUGCUGUAGAUGAACUAUUGUUUAGUCGUUUAGGUUUUUGAAUAUUAGAUUUCAUGGAGUUGAAUGC
Messenger RNA from Scatophagus argus, 4266 nucleotides. RefSeq names its product solute carrier family 4 member 10b (gene slc4a10b). Gene Ontology annotation, cellular component: basolateral plasma membrane; plasma membrane. The record is from RefSeq and is a predicted model, not a curated record. The coding region runs from base 311 to 3712 and encodes 1133 amino acids. Lineage: Eukaryota; Metazoa; Chordata; Actinopteri; Scatophagidae. Gene Ontology annotation, biological process: bicarbonate transport; transmembrane transport; regulation of intracellular pH. The transcript is spliced from 25 exons. Gene Ontology annotation, molecular function: sodium:bicarbonate symporter activity; monoatomic anion transmembrane transporter activity; solute:inorganic anion antiporter activity.